AGACGCUUACCCGUGAUGAUUCCACCAUCUGCAACAACCUCUGUCAGCGAUGCUGCACCCUUGCCAAGCGUGGCUUCUCAGGAAAUCUGGAGGUCACGAGUUCCAGGCUAUUCUGGAUCGGUAACACGGCACAUAAGUCAUCGGGCCAACAAUUUCAAGAGACAUCCAAAAAGGAGAAAACACAUCCGCCCUUCGCCGCCACCACCACCCAAUACACCAUGUCCUAUUGAUUUGAUUGACUUUAGGGAUCUCCAGCCUCAGAGGUCUUUCCUAGAACUCCUGUUUAAUGGGUGUGUUCUCUUUGGGCUCGAGUUCAGCUAUGCCAUGGAAACAGCCUACGUUACCCCCGUGCUGCUUCAGAUGGGGCUUCCAGACCAACUGUAUGGAAUGGUGUGGUUUAUCAGCCCUAUAUUAGGGUUCUUGCUGCAGCCUUUGCUGGGGGCCUGGAGUGACAGAUGCACAUCAAGAUUUGGGAGGAGAAGACCUUUCAUUCUCGUCUUAGCAGUAGGAGUGUUGCUUGGGCUCUCGCUUAUGCUGAAUGGCAAAGAUAUAGGGAGUGCCUUGUCUGACACUGCAAAUAACCACAAAUGGGGGAUCAUUCUUACGGUCUGUGGUGUUGUCCUCAUGGACUUCAGCGCAGAUUCAGCAGACAAUCCCAGUCAUGCCUACAUGAUGGAUGUAUGCAGCCCAGCAGAUCAAGACAGGGGUCUCAACAUCCACGCUUUGUUAGCAGGUCUUGGAGGUGGCUUUGGUUAUGUUGUUGGAGGAAUACACUGGGAUAAAACCAGUUUUGGAAAAGCUGUGGGAGGGCAACUUCGCGUCAUCUAUUUCUUCACCUCAGUUAUACUGGCUGUCACUACUGUGCUGACUCUAAUUAGUAUUCCAGAAAGACCCUUAAGGUCCUUUAGCAGGAAAAAAAAGGUGAUGAAGAGUCCAAGUCUUCCUCUCCCUCCUUCUCCACCUCUCUUCUUCGAGGAGGGUGUAGAUGAAAACUUUGCUUCUCAUAACUCAGCGCACUUAUAUGCAAGUUUUACAAGUCCUGUUUCCCCCCUCAGCCCACUCACGCCCAAAUAUGGCAGUUUUAUUAGCAGAGACAAUUCCUUGACGGGAAUUAAUGAGUUUGCAUCAUCAUUUGGGACUUCAAAUAUUGACAGUGUGCUUAUAGACUGUUUUACAGGCGGGCACAAUAGUUACUUAGCACUUCCAGCUAGCUUGCCCAGGCAGCCUGUCAGUGUCAGCUUCCCUCGGGUGCCUGAUGGCUGUUACCAAGGAGAAAAUGGAGUUCUGGAGCGAGAGGAGAGCAGCAUAACACCGGGGCCUAACGGCGAGGCACUAAGGGUGGGCUCACUGGAUGCGAUAAAGCCACGGUCGUCGGGGAUCCUGAAAAGACCUCAGACCCUGGCCAUUCCAGAUACCGUAACAGGACACUGCCCAGAAAAUAGCAGAAGAAGAAAUGUAACCUUCAGCCAACAGGUUGCUAAUAUCUUGCUGAAUGGUGUUAAGUAUGAGAGCGAGCUGAAUGGAUCAGACGAGACCGCUGAGCAACCGCUUUCCGUGAAACUUCUGUGUUCGACUAUCUGCCAGAUGCCCAAGGCUCUUCGUAACCUCUGCGUCAACCACUUCCUAGGAUGGCUUUCAUUUGAGGGGAUGUUACUCUUCUAUACCGACUUCAUGGGAGAAGUAGUGUUUCAAGGGAAUCCGAAAGCGCCUCACAACUCAGAUGAGUAUCAGAAGUACAACGCUGGUGUCACCGUGGGCUGCUGGGGAAUGUGCAUCUAUGCAUUCAGUGCUGCUUUCUAUUCAGCCGUGCUGGAGAAGCUUGAGGAGAGGUUCAGCACACGGACGCUGUACUUUGUGGCAUAUUUGGCCUUUGGGCUGGGCACAGGCCUGGCCACGCUCUCCAGAAAUGUCUAUGUGGUGCUGUCACUGUGCGCUACCUACGGCAUUCUCUUCGCCACGCUCUGCACGCUGCCCUACUCCCUGCUCUGCGACUACUACCAGAGCCGCGAGUUUGUAGGCUCGCAGGCGGAGGGCACACGGCGUGGGAUGGGCGUUGACAUCUCCCUGCUGAGCUGCUAGUUCUUCCUGGCACAGAUCCUUGUGGCCCUGGCCAUGGGGCCGCUGACUGCAGCUGUGGGCAGUGCCAGCGGCGCCAUGUACUUCGCCAGCCUGGUGUCCUUCUUGGGCUGUCUGUUCUCCUCCCUCUGCGUCACCUACGAGUCACCGCCCACUGAGGAGCUGCCGCCCGCUGAGGAGCAGCGCCCACUCUUGCCCCGCGCGUGGAACGAAUAA
Messenger RNA from Opisthocomus hoazin, 2292 nucleotides. Lineage: Eukaryota; Metazoa; Chordata; Aves; Opisthocomiformes; Opisthocomidae. The record is from RefSeq and is a predicted model, not a curated record.